This is a messenger RNA of Penicillium argentinense, 309 nucleotides long. RefSeq lists its product as uncharacterized. NCBI's taxonomy places the organism in Eukaryota, Fungi, Ascomycota, Eurotiomycetes, Eurotiales, Aspergillaceae. The coding region runs from base 1 to 309 and encodes 102 amino acids. The record is from RefSeq and is a predicted model, not a curated record. The transcript is spliced from 3 exons.
AUGGAGGACCGCGUGGCGGCGGGGGCGAACUUUCUCGAGAUUGACUCACCUUCUCACCCUGAACGGGCGUGGCGGGGCUGGAAGUUUCCAGCCCCGGAGACGAAACGGGCUGGCCUGGUGCACGAGCACCGGUACCAGCAGAAGCCAUGUACGGCACAUGGCAAGGGUGGUUCAAAAAGCCCUGCCGGAUCUGGAAAUUAUCUCGGACCUUGGGAUUAUCCCAACGAGGAAUUCCGUGGCGAUCGAACGGAGCAGUUUGUUGGCGCGGCGGGCAACCUCCCGAAGGAGAAAGCCCUGGAGGAGCACUGA